CCGUUUAUAACAGGAUUGAUUUUUCUCCCUUCGAUUGGAUAUCACACUUCGUUGUGAUAUUUACGGCACGAGCAGAAACCGAUGAGAAAUGAUACAGAUGAAACAAGAGGAAUACAGAUUAGCAUUCCUGAGCAAACGGGUGCCAGUGAGAAUCCUGAAUCCAAUAUCCAGUUCCACGUUUUGCUGCCAACUAGCGGAGCGGCAGAAGAUGCCGAGAUCGCUGCAGAGGAGCUCUAAACGCACAGCUUAACACCAGCGCUGGGGAGAUCGGCUCCUCUCCACUCCUCUGCUCUUGGGGAGGCGACGGGAAAAGAGAGAAAGGAGAGAGGGGGGAUCGGAAAAACGGGCAAAGGCAGAGAAUAGCUGCUUUUUCCCCGGGCUGGUUGGAUCGGGAUUAUCAGCCUGUGUGUGUGAUUUCUCUCUCUUAUUACUGUCAUCUGGGUUGCUGGGAUGGAGAAUCAUAUGUGAUGUCUCCUGUACAGAGACCAGCAGUAUUCCCCCUGGUCGCCAUCCCGAGAUUUCAAUGAGGAUAGUAGCCUCGCUCCACCCAGGAACAUGAAGGGCUUAUCAGGUGGUCGUGCACCGCACCAGAUUCCCACGCUGCCCCCGUGUGGGCUGGCGGAGUGCGAGAAUCUCCAUGACCUGCACGGCAUGCACGUGUCCGACCUGCGUCACUCCUACCUGCUCAGCCCUACGGAGACCUGCGUCAUGGACUUCCAUCAUCGCCUUUCCCCACGCAGCUCCAUCCACUCUGACUGCAUGAUCAUGUCACCUGUGGCGCUAACCUCCACCGCCCCCGCCGACCACGUCUCCAGCAGCACGUUUCCCAGAAUGCACUACAGCUCGCAGUACUAUGACCCGGCCGCACGGGAAGACUGCGCAGCCAUCACCGCCUCAGCCACAUCCGCCGCCGCAACAUCCAUCCCUCACCACGGCAGCAGCAAAAGCAACCGCAUCCCCGCCAACCUGCUGGACCAGUUUGAGAAACAGCUUCCGCUCCACCGCGACGGCUUUCACACGCUGCAGUACCAACGCGCGUCGGCCACCGGAGGGGGCGGCGAGCAGCGCAGCGAGAGUCCGGGUCGCAUCCGCCACCUAGUGCACUCGGUCCAGAAACUCUUCACCAAGUCCCACUCGCUGGAGGGUUCGUCCAAGAUGAACGGCACCAAAGGCGACAGCGGGGGUAGCGGAAGUCAUCACCAUCACCACGGCAACCAUCACUCAUCCAAGCACGGCAGCAAGCGCAGCAAAAGCAAAGAGCGCAGGCACCGGUCAGGUACGGGCGGCUGGUGGAGCUCCGACGACAACCUGGACAGCGAUAGCACGUACCGCACGGCCGGCGCCUUAAGCCGCCACCACCACGAGCACGUCGCUCACAGCUUCCCGGAAUCCAUGCACAGUCACUUUGGAGACCACUCCCUUAAAACCUCCAAAAGCAACAAUGACGUCAAGUGCUCGGCCUGCGAGGGCCUGUCCAUGGCACCCGAGGGAAAAUUCAUGAAGAGAAGUUCCUGGUCCACGCUCACUGUCAGCCAGGCCAAAGAGGCCUAUCGAAAGUCCUCCCUUAAUUUGGAAAAGCCCACGAUUCAUCAGGACCUUAAACCAUCAUUCCGGUCUUCACACUACCUACAGGUGCCUCAGGACGAAUGGGGGGGUUAUCCCGGGAUCGACAAGGAAGAGGAGAUCCCGUGCCGCCGGAUGCGUAGCAGCAGUUACGUCAAAGCCAUGGGAGAUGAUGAUAGCGGUGAGUCUGAUGCCAGCCCUAAAACAUCCCCUCAGAAGACUGUCCGGUCUGAUGCCCUUGUCCUCAAAUCAGCCAUGCAGAGGCCACAUAUAGACACCCAAAGUUCGGGCUACCACUUGCAAACUGCGAGAGAUAUGCGCCCUCACCCCAGCGUUUCUCUGGACCCAACAACCAACCCUCCACAGUUUCGCUCCAGAAACCAGAGCUACAUGCGUGCAGUCAGUACCUUCAGUCAGGCGAGCUGCGUGAGCCAGGUGAGUGAGACUGAGGUCAAUGGCCAGUUUGAGUCAGUUUGCGAGUCCGUUUUUAGCGAAGUAGAAUCCCAGGCCGUGGAGGCCUUGGACCUGCCCGGCUCUUUCCGCACUCGAAGCCACAGUUACCUGCGUGCAAUACAGGCUGGGUAUUCCCAAGAUGAUGACUGCUUGCCUUCAAUGACAUCCUCCACUGUUACGUCAACUCUCAGAUCCACAACAGGGGCCCGUAGCUUAGCUGGGGGGCGUAGAAUGUACGGGAUCCAGUUUCGUCUCCCUACUGCCUGUGGUGUGGACCGAACAGAAACUCCAACACCAGCGGCAGUGACAUAUACACCUGGUUACAAAAAGACUCCUCCGCCUGUACCUCCACGCUCCACCACAAAGCCGCUGAUUUCCGUAACGGCACAGAGCAGCACAGAAUCGACCCAGGACGCUUACCACGAAGGCCGACUGUCGCGCGGAGGGCUUUGGGCACCGGACAGCCUCGGACGGGGUAUUUACCACUCCACCGACAGUCUGGACAGCGCUAAGGCCGUGACCCUAGCGAUGGAGAGCGCAGGGGCCAAGCGACUCACAUCUGCGGGGAGCUACAGCUCGGUGCAGACCUGUGAUAAAGCCAUCUUGGUGUCCAAAGCCGAGGAAUACCUCAAGACUCCCCGCUCGUCCAUCGGGAUACAGGUGGAAGCGGCCACUGACUCUGAAACGGACAGUAAAGGUCUACCGCAGUAUCAGUCCGUGGGCAUCCAGGUGGAGGAUGAGAAGCGACUCGGGCGCUUUAAACGGUCCAACAGUGUGACGACGGCAGUUCAGGCCGAUUUGGAGUUGGAGGGGUUUCCAUCGACAGAAGACAAGAGUUUGCAGUUCGGAGGAUUCCAGCGGCACUCCGAACCAAGUACGCCGACACAGUACAACGUGGUUCGGACCGUACGGACACAAGGUCUCUUCAGCUAUCGUGAGGACUACCGGCCCUCCAGCGGGCCGCCCAGCCCGCAGCCCGAACCCUGGCUGGUGGAACCCGCACACGAAGCGGCCGAGUCCGGGCGCGUGUCGCCCCUCCGACGUGACGGCAGCUGGUUUAUGCAGCUUCUACACAGUGAAACCAAACGUUUGGAGGGUUGGUGUAAGGAUAUGGAGCGUGAAGCAGAGGAACACGACCUGUCAGAGGAGAUUCUCGGGAAGAUCCGGAGUGCUGUGGGCAGUGCUCACCUCCUCAUGUCCCAGAAAUUCCAGCAGUUUUACUGGUUGUGUCAGCAAAAUCUGGACCCCAGCGCUAUGCCCCGGCCCACGGCUCAGGACCUAGCUGGUUUCUGGGAUCUCCUGCAGCUCUCCAUUGAUGACGUCACUGCCAAGUUUGAUGAACUGCAGCAAAUCAAGAGCAAUGAUUGGAGGAUAAUGGAGAGUCCGGAGAAGAAGGAAAGAAAAUGGCCGCCUCCUGUGUCAAAGAGACCUCCUAAAGGUCGAGGGAUGAUGCGCGAGCGCUCAUUGGACCUGCAGGACCGUCAGAGGCAGGAGGCUCGCCGCAGGCUCAUGGCUGCGAAACGGGCUGCGUCUUUCCGUCAGAGCUCGGUUACGGAGCGGGCUGACAGCAUAGAGAUCUACAUCCCAGAAGCCCAAACCCGCUUAUGAAAAACACACAUGCACUCGUCCGACUACGCCUUCCCUUGCACCAAUGCGCGUCACCAACAGGGUACAUCCAUUUUGCUCCAUGUCAGUCCUCCACCCGUGAUGCACUUCCUCUGCCGUGAGCUGAGAAUAGUGGUGAAUUCAAUGCAAGCGGGUCACAGACCUGCAGCUACUUUAGCCCAACUCCUGUUUUACUUUAUUUUCGUAUGUUCAGAGGCGGUAACAAAGCAUAGCUUGUGGGACAGACACAGUAAGGGAAAACUUUCAAAAAUGUUUAUAAUUCUUGAGCAUUGGCACAACAUGAAUGUCACAGCAUUGGCAGUUUAUCUAUGGGAUGAUUCUCUCAAACCGAGCACGCCGGAAAAUGUCUCCAGUAUGGAGAAAACGACGAUUCUCUUUUCUCAAAAUGUACGAAGCAGCUUUACUUCAAUUCUAUUCGUAUUUCCAACGGAAAUGUUGAUCUGGACCGUCGUGGUAUUGUUGCGAGGUUUUGCUUCUAGACGGGAAUUUGAUUUUAGCUUCAGCGCUUGACACAGGUCGAGUCUUGCUCUAAUUUGCACUUUCGAAUAGAUUCUCCGUUAAAAUCCUAUGACUUAAGAUUAAAAAUUCAUUGAGCCCAGAAAAGCCUUGACAUCAUUCAGUCAUACAGUAAAAGCUUGACUUUCAUUGACCGACACACACUAAAACAAGUAUUUACAACAUCAAUCUUCCUCAGCGUUCGCCACUCAAGGUAGUCUGUGACAUAUAAAGGUGCAUAAGAAACUUUAAUAAUAUUACUGUAUGUAAUGGUGCUGCUUUAUACUCUAAAAUGUAGAUGCCCCUUCCUCACCUUUCUGCACAGCACUACGAACCACCUGUGGACUUUUUAAAGGGAGGUUUAACAUGGUGUAUCGAUGCAUUAUUGCUAGUGGUUUAGAAAAGAAACACGUUUGUUUUAAUUUGGAUUUUUGUUUUUAUUUGUAUAUCACACUUUUUCAGUCCAGCAUUUGCACAAAAUGCUUUCACCUUUGAGACCCUGGUGUAAGAUGGACAGAGCCGAUGUAUUAUUGAAUUCAAAUACUGCACUUAUGUUAAAAAACUUCAUAUUUUCUAAUUUGGCUUUGUGCUUUGUUACCUUUAAUGGAAAGAUUCGCUUAUUAGCUUCAUUUGUAAAUACGACCGUUGCGUUUAUUUAUCACUUUACUGGCACAAUACUUAAUUUUACCAGUCCGCAUCUGUGCAUAAUAAUGAAUCAGAUGUCUGAUCAAUCCCUGGUUCCAAGCCUAAUAUCCCAGGCUACAUUGCUAGGAGUGCUAUUUACUCUCUAGCAUAACUGCUGCUUACUGUACGUUGAUAAGGCUUAGCAGACAGCAAAUUAAUCCCGAGCUUAAUAGCUAUUUUCUUUACCUGCCAGCCUUACAGCAUCUUAAGCAAAAAGCUUUGUGAAUGUACUGCCCUGCUCUUGCAAAAAAAAAAGAAGAAGAAGAAGGAAAGGAACUGCCAACAAAUAAUUUAAACAAAAGUCAAUUCAAUCCAAAGCGUUGUCGGGGAUAGCAGAUGUAUAGCUUAUAGUUGAAUUAAGGGGACAGUUCACCCCCCCCCCCAAAAUACAAAUUCUGUCAUCAUGUACUCACCCUUAUUUCAUUCAAAAAUGCAUAAUAUUGUAUCUUGUGUGCUAUCUUCCAAAGUCUAAAGGGGCGUGUACACCAAAGCGUUUAAAUGCGGCUAGAAAUGCCAGCCAAGCGCUGACUGCAGGCGCCUGUCAGCUUUUUUCAGCAGAGCGCUUUGGUUGUUAUGGUACUUUUGAUUUGCUUAUCAUUGAGAGUUGUGCCGUUGUGUGAUAUUUGUCCCACCCCUCCUUCCCUGUGAUUGGAUGGCCGAAUGAAAAGUGACAUUGAUGAGCUGAGCGGUUACCCAAUUUUCAACUCUCGGCACUCAGCGUUGAUUGCAGAAAAAUGCCAGAGUGCCGGAGCUGAACCCGCCAGCUGCUGGCGUUUUUUAAAGGCCGGCGCUUUCAUUAAUAACAUGCGGCGACCGCUAGCUGAACGCCUUGGUGUGCACGCCCCCUAAGGGCUAUUUACUAACAGCUUGCGCAAGUGCAAACGCCUCUUCUGCCGUUUCAGAACUCCUGUCGGGAUUUGCGAAAGACGUGCAGUGAAAAGUUUGCCCUGAAAAGAUGUAGACGUAGUUAUUUUUGUGACUGACCUUAUUGCAUAUGCAUUUGUAGGAGUUUCCAAAUUUGACGCAAAAUUUGUGGGAGGUGAGUGAAUGAAUUACGUAACGUGACUUACUAAGGCUUGCACUUUUCUGUUUACUGGUAGGCUAUUUGCGCCAUUAUUUAACGUCCCUUAAAUUGCGUUGUUCAUUAUUGAAAUUUCAGCUCCCAUAAACGCUAUUUUGGAACGGCGCUAUUACGAUAAUUUGCCCCAUUUAGUAAAUCUGGCCCUGCGUGUUCUUUAAGUCUAAGGGGAAGGACACACCAAAGCUUUUUUAUGCGUCUGAAAACACCUGGAGGCUGCCAAAUGCCAGCUGUUUUGUUCAGCUGAGCACCAGCUUUCUUCAGCUGAGCGCUUUGGUAGCUGUGAUACUUGAGCUGUAAGCUGGUUGAUUGUUGUGAUACUUGUCCCGCCCCUCCUCCACUGUGAUUGGACGGCUGUGUGCAAACUGAUAUUGACUAGCAGAGCUUUUCCCCCAAAGUUGAAUCUCUUGACGCUCAGAGCUGAUCACAGAAAAACCGCAGAGCGCCAGCUUUCAGCACAUAAAAAAUCUGCCAGCUGCUGUUAUAAAAAAAAAAAUGCCACGCUUCCAUUGGAAACAAUUAAAAACAUGUGCCGAACUAUUAUUUAAAAAUGUUUGUGUGUGUGUGAUGUAGUCACGUUUAAAAAAUCUUGAAAUGUAAAAUUUUUAAGCUUGAGAGCCAGGUGGCGCUCUACAUUUUCAUUGUAUAGAAAACUGCAAUUAAGCUGGCAUGCAUUUAACGCCGUUUUUUUUUUUUUUCGUUUGAGUUUGUUUCAAAGUUUUGAAUGAUAUGAGGGUGAGUAGAUAAAAUCUCUGUUUACCGAUCGAUCGAUCGAUCUUUGGUCAUUUCUUAAACGAAAGGCUGCAUCCUCCGGAGGUCGCAUAUGCAGGCUGCAUACGUCAUCAAGCCUGGAUUAUUUCAGUUGAAUUGGCAUUACAUUCGCAAGUCAUAAACAUAUUACAACCAUUUACGAUUAACGUAGUAUAAUUGUAAACUUUAUAAUUGUUAAUAUUCUGAAAUAAGACAUUCUUUAUGACAUAUUCAUUCUAAAAAUGCGAUCGCUGAAGGAUUGGAGAAACAGCCUGUGUUCCAGUCCUCACCUGUGGUCAGGAGCUUUGGGUAGUGUAAACGCACUGAAAUUAGUUUUUUCGCAGACUGCCGUGGAUUAGGGUGUAAAGCUCGGACAUCCAGAAAAGCUUGGAAUUUGAAAGGAGUCAGAUGAUCGGCAUCUGGUCAGAAUGCCUCUUAAUGCAUUUUUGUGAAGGUGCCAGAUAAGAAGGACAAUGUUGAUAAGUAGUGUAGUGUAACAGUUUAGUGGCUCAGUAUUGCUGUUGUGAUUAUACAGAGUCUUAAAAGAAACAUAAUUUUUUUGGUAUGUUGAAAGUACCACACAUAUAGAGAAUCAACCAGAGCUUUCCCAUUGGUCCGGUACAUAGUUCAAGAGCGAGAUGGAAAGGUUUUGAUGUUCUUUGAAGACAUCAGUGUGUACAUUCUACUAACUGCUGCUAAAUACUUACAAGUACAGUUGUCAUCUUGCACAUUUUAUAUAAAUAUGUAAUAAAUGAAAUAAUAUAUACAGCCCACACGACAGCUAUCGUUCUACUUGAUGUGUUGGAUACCUGAGCCAUUUCGACUUUUGAAAAUGAUUCCUAUUUAAUGGCAUGUAGUGUACCAAGAUUCUUCAUCCUCGUGUUUUUCCAAAUCUAUGUGACUUUCUUUCCUCUGCAGAACACAAAAUGGGAAAAUUAUUAUAUCCUGGCCCUUUUUGAAUUGAGUAAAUAUGCACUGGGGCUGUCUCUUCGCAAAAGCAUCAUAAAAGUAUAAUGAAGGUGGACCGUCAUAUAUUUGCAAUGUUAUACAGUGAGUCUAACAACAGAUUUGUGUGAGAAACAGACUGAAGUUGAAUCAUUUGGAUCAUUACAUUAGUAGUCUCGCGUAUCCAUAAUUGAAGGUCUGGAUUUGUAAAAAUCAGAUUUUAUGUGUUUUCUUGCCAUUCACACUUGCUAAACAUGAUCAGAUUUAAAUCAGAAAAUCCUAU
Paramisgurnus dabryanus is the source of this 7877-nucleotide messenger RNA. RefSeq names its product discs, large (Drosophila) homolog-associated protein 2b (gene dlgap2b). The record is from RefSeq and is a predicted model, not a curated record. Gene Ontology annotation, cellular component: postsynaptic specialization; glutamatergic synapse. Gene Ontology annotation, molecular function: molecular adaptor activity. NCBI's taxonomy places the organism in Eukaryota, Metazoa, Chordata, Actinopteri, Cypriniformes, Cobitidae. Gene Ontology annotation, biological process: signaling.